Lutra lutra (Eurasian river otter) is the source of this 1094-nucleotide messenger RNA. It is a transcript of the gene SLC66A3, whose product is annotated as solute carrier family 66 member 3. Bases 147 to 653 code for a protein of 168 amino acids. The record is from RefSeq and is a predicted model, not a curated record. NCBI's taxonomy places the organism in Eukaryota, Metazoa, Chordata, Mammalia, Carnivora, Mustelidae. The transcript is spliced from 6 exons.
GGACGCGGGCGCCCAGGGAAGGCGGAAGGACUCGGCGCGCCCGGCGGCCCAGCGCAGAGCAGUUUCCUUACUACGCGCAGCUGCGCCCCCGCCGAGUCCCCAAGUCCCUCAAGUCCGGGCCGGGAGCCCCCAGCCCCGCGGGCGCCAUGCGGGAGCAGCUGCUGUUGUUCUGCAACUGGAGCACUCUGGGCGUGUGCGCUGCGCUCAAGCUGCCGCAGAUCUCCGCGGUGCUGGCGGCGCGCAGCGCGCGGGGCAUCAGCCUCCCGAGUUUACUUCUGGAGUUGGCGGGUUUCCUGGUGUUUCUCCGGUACCAGUGUUACUAUGAGUACCCGCUGUUCACCUACCUGGAGUACCCCAUUCUCAUCGCACAAGAUGUCCUCCUCCUGCUGUGUGUCUUCCAUUUCAAUGGGAACGUGAGAGGGGCAGUGCCCUACCUCGGGGCGUUUGUGGCCUCGUGGUUCAUCCUUCCCCUGCAGAAGUGGACCAUAGAUCUGGCCAUGAAUCUGAGUACCUUCAUCAGCGCGGCCAGCAAGUGUGCCCAGCUGCAGUGCCUGUGGAAGACCGGGGACUCGGGAGCCCUGAGCGCCCUCACCUGGAGCCUUGCUUCCUACACCUGCGCCAAUGACAGAGCUGAAAGCCACACGCUGACUUGAGAAGGAAUAUAAUCUGCCGCGGUGAGUUUUCCGGAGCCGUGUUGCUGGGUCUCCGGUCCGGAAUUUCCCCUGUUCCCGCAGAUUCUUGCAGAACUGCCUAACACAUACACACUGUUUUAGGUAGAAACAUUUUAAAUUCAAAGCUAUCACAUUAGCUAGGCUUACUACUUUCAGAUCUUGGAAUUCUACUUCGUACUUCUGUGUCCCAAAGGACCGAUGUCUCCAUUAAGGGUUGAUGGAAAGGGUCUUUGUGUCCCGAGUGUUUUUUAAAAUGAAGGCUUCUUGAGUUUUAUUUUCCCCUUUAAAAUGUUGAAGUGUUAUGACGCGUUGAAGUAUAUGUAUGGUUUCCGGAAUUGCUAAUUAGGUAUAUUACUUAUUAGCUCCCUAAUUUUACCUGGAGGAAUUCUCUUGAAGUGCAAAUUGAUAUUGCUGAAUGUUUUC